UCUGCAGCCGGCACUUCGUUUUUGGCCACCCGGCGCAUCUAGAGGAAGUGGAAAGUGUAGAUUGGGUCCCAUCGUUGUUUUUAAUCGAUUCUGAUGAAAAGGCGGAUUCUCCCGGUGCAAGUAGUGAAGCAGAAUCAGCACACUCUCACGUUGAUGUAUCUGUCGGAACAGAAGAACCCCCGGAAUCAGACGAUAAGGAAGAGUCUUCUUCGGAUUUAGUGACUGAUACGGACGUUGGCGCUAUUCUGGACGAUUUCAUUGAGGGUCACAGUUUCGAAAACUCCGAUGUGAGCGAUUUAAACCUAUUUCAGGAUCUUGUCCGUUUGGCCGAUUGCUGGCCCGAUUUUGCCAUGACAUCGGAAUGGUAACAAUCAGGUAUACUCAGCUUAAUCAGCAAUUAAAAAAGAGUUUAUAUUUAUUUCUAGCGAGUAUGAAGAACCGAGUGAAGCACUCACCCCACAUCAUAACGAUGACGUCGGUGACAGUAUCACAGAGCUCAAAGUGGUUUCGGAAAACGAUAUCUCGCCGAAUUUGAACGUAUCGUUCAAGGAAAACGUGUGUGUGCAAACCGAAACAAGUUGGAUCCAAGAAUCUGCUCAGAACAAGAAGCAUUUGAGCAAGUUGGAAAUGGAAAAUUGCAAGUUGCGACAAGAGAACGGAGUUCUCCGACAGAAACUAGCGGAUGCCGAGCUUGCGACAAGAUACACCGUUUCAUCGCUGGAAUCCGACGACAAAAAGUGCAAAUACAUUACUGGUAUAUCAUCGGGAAUAGUACUCCGCCAGGUGUUUGAAGCCCUCAAAGAUGAUUUGCCUAUGUUAGAACCGGAACACAGAGAAAAACUGUUUGUAUUGGCUCUAAGAAAAAUAAGACUGAAUGAACCGUUCCAUACCCUAGGGCUUCUGUACGGUAUGCAUCCGAGUUUGGUAUCUGAUAAAAUUUUCCACGUUAUCCACUGCAUUUAUCCGUUUCUGGCCGGGUUGGUUCGGUGGCCUCCUCGCGAGGUUUUGAAAAAGCACAUGCCACACGCGUUCCGUCAAAAGUAUAAUGAUCGAGUGACUGUCAUCUUGGAUUGUUUUGAAGUUCCCAUCGAAACACCACGAGCGGAAGAGAUGGUGGCGAAUGCAAACGUUUACAGUUUUUAUAAGCAUCAUAAAACAAUCAAAGUGCUAGCGGGUGUCACACCGGAUGGAUGCUAUUCCUUCAUUUCGGAGGCGUUUGGUGGGAGGACAUCCGACAAACAAAUCACUUCCAUGUCUGGGUUCCUGGAUCUCCUCGAGGAAGGCGAUUUUGUUUUAGCAGAUAGAGGAUUUUUGAUCGAGGACCUCCUGAGGCAGAAAAAUGCAUCAAUUAGUAUCCCUGCAUUCAAGAAGACAAAUAGACAGCUUCAACCCCUGGAUGCUUGUGAUUCGAAAGAGAUUUCCGCAUUGCGAAUUCAUGUUGAGCGCAUGAUCGGAUCCUUGAGACAAAAAAUGUUGAUCUUAACAGAUAUUAUACCAAUAACUUUAUUGGAGCGUUGGAAUUCUGGUACGCCAGCCUUGGAUCAGAUCAUCAAAAUUGCUGCAGGAAUCGUCAAUUUGUGUCCCAGUAUUGUUCCUCAAUAAAACAAUAAAAUAAGUUUUCUUUUUAAUUACUGUUUGUUUUUAUUAUUGCUGUGUGCAUUCGAAAUGCAAAUAUCAAAUGCGGGAGCACCAAAUGCGGUAAGAUUUUCUAACAAGUAACCCGAUGUCAGUGGGAGCUUUUGAAUCCUACACGCUAAGGUCAGUUUACCUUUUUUCCAAAAAGUGCACAUUCGCAAAUAUGCGUAAAUGAUACUCAAAUAUAGGUAAAAAAUACUCAAAUAUAGGUAAUGUGUACCUGAUUGUAACCCAAAUAUGGGUAAAUAUUACCCAUAAAUGCGAAUGUGCACUUUUGCAAAAUAUGAGUUUUAUUUACCCAUAUUUGCGUAAAGUUUACGCAAAUUUGAGUAAAAUUUACCCAUAUUUUAGAAAAAUAGGUAAACUGACCUUAGCGUGUAG
Messenger RNA from Aedes albopictus (Asian tiger mosquito), 2016 nucleotides. RefSeq lists its product as uncharacterized. Lineage: Eukaryota; Metazoa; Arthropoda; Insecta; Diptera; Culicidae. The record is from RefSeq and is a predicted model, not a curated record. The coding region runs from base 628 to 1602 and encodes 324 amino acids. The transcript has a single exon.